This is a messenger RNA of Dermatophagoides pteronyssinus (European house dust mite), 2123 nucleotides long. Its product is annotated as E3 ubiquitin-protein ligase RNF13-like. Lineage: Eukaryota; Metazoa; Arthropoda; Arachnida; Sarcoptiformes; Pyroglyphidae. The record is from RefSeq and is a predicted model, not a curated record.
CAAAUCAUACGAAUUUUGUUUUGUUUUGUUUUCUUAUGUGACAAAAAAAAUUAUUUGCUCGAAAUUAAAAUAUUAAUCAAAAAAAAGAGUUGAAAAAAUGUCUCGACAAUUUAUCAAUACUAUAUUCAUGUUGGCACAAGUUCAAUCAUUCAUAUUGGCCGAUAUUGCUGUUCUUGAUUCACAGAAUAAAAGUGUUGAAUUGUUUAUUGAUUAUAAGAUAUCAUAUACACCACCAAUACCUGAAGAUGGUAUUUAUGGUGCACUAACACUUGCAUCACCAUUGGAUGCAUGUGGACCAAUCAGUACACCACCAAGCUCUACAGAUCAAUUGAAUCAAACAAUAAAUUGGUUCGUAUUGGCUUAUCGUUCAUCAUCAUUUCAUGCAAAAUGUUCGAAUCGUGAAAAGAUUCAAAAUGCAGUCAAUGCCGGAUACAAAGCAAUCAUUUUAUAUAGUCCUAUGGAUUUUUAUCAAACAUCAUUCAUUCAUUCAUCAUCUGAACAUUUUAAUAUUACAAUACCAGGAUUAUUAGUUUCACAUGAAGAUGGUCAAACAUUACGUUCGAAUUUUCUUUAUCAUAGUGGUUUUAGAUUGUUUAUCACAUCGGAAAUUCCGCCAAAUUUUAGCUAUUAUCUGAUACCGUUUGCAAUUAUAAUUGGUGCCGGCAUAUUAAUCAUUGUAUCAUAUGUUGUAUUUCAAUUAAUGAUGUGUAUUAUGGAACGUCGUAAAGCACAAAGACAUCGUUUAUCUAGAAAAGAUUUGAAAAAAGUUACACUUCAAAAAUUUGAAAAAGGUAUAUUUUAUGAAACUUGUGCCAUUUGUCUUGAUGAUUAUGUUGAAGGUGAAAAAAUUCGUAUUCUUCCAUGUAAUCAUGCAUAUCACAUGAAAUGUAUUGAUCCAUGGUUAACAAAAAAUCGUCGUGUUUGUCCAGUUUGCAAAGCUAAAGUUAAAUUACCUGGAAUGGAAGAAUAUUCUGAUUCAGAUUCAGAUAAUGAUAAUCAACGUAGUAAUCGUUUUCAGCAACCGAAUGAACGUACACAAUUAUUACCAUCAUCAUCAUCAAGUAAUCGAUCAUCGAAUCCAACGACAACAAUGGCAUCAGCAGCUGGUAUUCCAAACAGCGCUUCUUCCAAUACCGUAAAUCUAGAAGAAAUUCUUCGUCCAUUUAUUUUUCGUAAUUUAAGACAAUCAAGAACAUCAACAAUAAUAACAACACCGGGUUCAAGACGGAAUCGUUAUACAAAUAUACCAGAUCUAUUGGAUGAUUCAACUAUACGGCCUGGUCCAUCAACUUCAGCACCAAUUAUUUCGGCCGAAAUAUCUUCACAACAAUCUGGACAGCAACAAAUUAGUCGAAUUCCUUCAUCAUCAGGAUUCAAUAGAUCCCGACAGAAUAGACGAAGAAACCAAACAAAUCUGCCACAACCUCAAUCACAAUUACAACAAUUAUCUUCAUCAUCUGAACAUACACCAAAUGUUGUUCCAAAUGUACAGAUCGUUAUUGCCGAUUUGCAUUCAACAACCUCACCAAACAUUGAUCAACAAAAACAACAGCAAUCAUCAUCAUCAUCCGUGUUGAUAGCUCCACCACAAUUAUCAAUUAAUUGUGAUUCAUCCGAUAUGGAUGAUCAAAGGUCGUUAUCACCUGAUCAAUUAUCGAUCAAUGAAAAUAGAGAAAAUAGAUCACAAAAACCACAAGGAUCUCGACCACAAAAAUCUUCGUCAACAAUAAAUGAGAUUGUCUAAGAACAAAAAAAUUGGCAAAUGUGCAUUUUUCAAACUUUGUUUCCUUUUCCUUAAGAAAAUAUAUAUGCUUUAACAAUGUUGGUAAUAUGUUGAUAUCAAUGACAAGAUUUUUUUUUGGCCUUUCUUUCAACAACUACGAUCGAUUUAACUUUAAAAUUUGUAUUUUUGUGAUAAUGUUCGCCAUUGAAUAAUUGUUUUUUAUUCUUACUCACCAAUUUCGAUUCAUUUCUAGUUCAUUUUAUUUUUUUCUGUUUUUUUUUUUGGUCGAAUUUCUUGUAAAUAUUCAUAUAGCACCCAUUCAUCCCUAAAUACACACUAUCCAUCAUCAUUGAUCAAGUUGGUGAUGUUGAUAAAAUUCACUUAUUUUUUUCCUUGUAAU